Molecule: messenger RNA, 1196 nt
Organism: Saccoglossus kowalevskii
Lineage: Eukaryota; Metazoa; Hemichordata; Enteropneusta; Harrimaniidae
Product: kielin/chordin-like protein
Cellular component (GO): extracellular matrix
Source: RefSeq, a predicted model, not a curated record
GUGAAGUGAAGAACCAAACCAUGAAGUGUGAUACGAAGAUAUUCGCAGCAGUGCUCUUAGCGAUCAUGUGUCAGACUACUGCCAGAGUAGUGAAACGCGCAGAUGGAAAUCCACAUGACCUUAUGCUUCCAGGUCAGGGAAUGGCGAACCAAUGCUUAAAAUGCAAACUUUCCGAAAAACUGAGCCUAGCGGAAUGUUUGAUGAAACCAGAUUCUGAUAACAAAAAAUAUGAAGACUGCAAAUCUUCAAGGCCAGAGUGUAUGACUCAACUGUGGAACUGGAAUAAAAAAAUGGUAUUUGCUUCAGAGUGUCAACAGAUCGAGGCAUGUAUUGAAGAAAGUUCAAAUGAACCCUGGCACAACAAUUGCGACAGUCCACCAAUAAUUGUAUCAACAAAAUGUAGAUAUUGCUGCAAUGCAGCCAACAUUACACAAGGAUACUAUUGCCCACUACCAUCAGAUCCUAUGCUUUGCAAAGUUUGGGGUGAUCCACGCUUCAGCACCUUUGAUGGUUACAAGUACCAUGAAGGAGGAGACUGUGAUUUCUAUACAUUGUUGAAGAUGGAUGGUGGAAAUCAUGAUAUACUUGUUCAAGUAACCGAGUCUGAACACCAGGGUCAUUACCGUGUGGAGACAAUGAAAAUCACCCAAGCAGGCCAGACAUUGAAUGUUGGUACAAACAACCAUGAUGGAACAGAUGUAGUGUUCACAUUGCCAGGUUACACCAUAAAUGUUGCUGAUUUCCCUUCAGUUUAUGGUCAGUUCAAUAUAGGCAAGAUAGGUGACGAUUACAAUAUCUAUAUUGACACUGAUUUGGAUGGUUAUAAUGAUCUUCUCAUUACCUGGGGUUUCAGAAGGGUAGAACUUAAACUCACACAGCUCUUCGAUGGAGAUUUCCCUGUGGAAGGCCUGUGUGGCAAUGCUGACGGAGACUCAGAAAAUGAAUUGAUAAUGCCAAAUGGUGCGACUGCACCCAGUGAUAGCGUAUUCCACAGUAGCUGGGGCACUGGUUGUCCACCUUAGAAGAAAACUGUGCCAUGUCCAGAUAAACCGGAAUCGACUACAUCUAGACAAAUCACAGAAAAUUGAACAUUUUGCUUUGGUGCUUUUAAUUAAAAUGGUGCAGGGAAGCCAAGUAGACUUGUUUGUCUACACAGUGUGCAGUAUUAUAUAACAAUUAAAAUAUAAUGAAAAAUU